Messenger RNA from Mya arenaria, 732 nucleotides. Its product is annotated as balbiani ring protein 2-like. Bases 1 to 732 code for a protein of 243 amino acids. NCBI's taxonomy places the organism in Eukaryota, Metazoa, Mollusca, Bivalvia, Myida, Myidae. The record is from RefSeq and is a predicted model, not a curated record. The transcript has a single exon.
AUGUCAAUGGGCAUAUACUGUAAACGCAGAAAGCCCAUGUCAAUGGGCAUAUACUGUGAACACAGAAAGCCCAUGCCAAUGGGCAUAUACUGUAAACACAGCAAGCCCAUGCCAAUGGCUAGAUACUGUAAACACAGAAAGCCCAUGUCAGUGGGCAUAUACUGUAAACACAGAGAGCCCAUGUCAAUCGGAAGAUACUGUAAAAACAGAAAGCCCAUGUCAAUAGGAAGAUACUGUAAACAUAGAAUGCCCAUGUCAAUGGGAAGAUACUGUAAACACAGAGAGCCCAUGUCAAUGGGAAGAAACUGUAAACACAGAAAGCCCAUGCCAAUGGGAAGUUACUGUAAACACAGAAAGCCCAUGCCAAUUGGCAUAUACUGUAAACGCAGAAAGCCAAUGCCAAUGGCUAGAUACUGUAAACUCAGAAAGCCCAUGCCAAUGGCUAGAUACUGUAAACACAGAAAGCCCAUGCCAAUGGCUAGAUACUGUAAACACAGAAAACUCAUGCCAAUGGGAAGAUACUGUAGACACAGAAACCCCAUGCCAAUGGAAAGAUACUGUAAACACAGAAAGCCCAUGCCAAUGGCUAGAUACUGUAAACACAGAAACCCAUGCCAAUGGCUAGAUACUGUAGACACAGAAACCCCAUGUCAAUGGAAAGAUACUGUAAACACAGAAAACCCAUGCCAAUGGCUAGAUACUGUAAACACAGAAACCCAUGCCAAUGGCUAG